Molecule: messenger RNA, 2288 nt
Organism: Suncus etruscus (white-toothed pygmy shrew)
Lineage: Eukaryota; Metazoa; Chordata; Mammalia; Eulipotyphla; Soricidae
Gene: ACOT11
Product: acyl-CoA thioesterase 11
Exons: 16
Coding region: 48-1835 (595 amino acids)
Cellular component (GO): extracellular exosome
Molecular function (GO): lipid binding; thiolester hydrolase activity
Source: RefSeq, a predicted model, not a curated record
GGCUGCUGCUGCGUCCUCCGUUUCCCCAGCUCCCCAGGCUCGCUGCAAUGAUCCACAAUGUGGGCACCCAGCUGCGAAGGGGCCUUGCCUCUGUGUUCUCCAGCCGCUCUUCCCGCAAGUCAAUCUCGCAUGCAGAGAAUCACAGUGAUGCCAUGGCGGACGGCCAGGGGUACCGGAACCCCACAGAGGUACAGAUGAGCCAGCUGGUGCUGCCCUGUCACACCAACCAGCGUGACGAGCUGAGCAUCGGGCAGCUGCUCAAGUGGAUCGAUACCACGGCCUGCCUGUCUGCUGAGCGGCAUGCGGGUUGCCCCUGUGUCACAGCCUCCAUGGAUGACAUCUACUUUGAGCAUACCAUCAGUGUUGGACAAGUGGUGAAUAUCAAGGCCAAAGUGAACCGGGCCUUCAAUUCCAGUAUGGAGGUGGGGAUUCAGGUGACCUCAGAAGACAUGGGCUCAGAGAAGCAAUGGACUGUGUGCAAGGCUUUGGCCACCUUUGUGGCACACCAUGAACUCACCAAGGUAAAGCUGAAGCAGAUCAUCCCUCAGACAGAGGAGGAGAAGACGGAGCACGGCGUGGCAGCUGAGCGCAGGCGUAUGCGGUUGGUCUAUGCAGAAACCAUCCAGGACCUUCUGGCCAGCUUCCCCAUUAAGGACGACAUGGAGAACAGAGACUGCAGCCACAUGGUGCCUGCCGAGAAGACCUACGUGGAGAGUGUGGAGCUGGUCCUACCCCCCCAUGCCAACCACCAGGGCAACACUUUUGGGGGUCAGAUCAUGGCUUGGAUGGAGAAUGUGGCCACCAUCGCAGCCAGCCGCCUUUGCCGGGCCCACCCGACGCUGAAGGCCAUUGAGAUGUUCCACUUCCGAGGCCCAUCCCAGGUUGGGGAUCGCCUGGUGCUCAAGGCCAUUGUGAACAACGCCUUCAAGAACAGCAUGGAGGUGGGUGUGUGCGUGGAGGCCUAUCGUCAGGAGGCUGAGACUCAGCGACGCCACAUCAAUAGCGCCUUCAUGACCUUUGCAGUUCUGGAUGCAGAUAACCAGCCUCGGAAGCUUCCCUGGAUUCGGCCCCAGCCUGGGGAUGGGGAGCGGCGCUACCGGGAGGCCAGUGCUCGGAGGAAGAUCCGCCUGGACAGGAAGUACAUCGUGUCCUGUAAGCAGACGGAGAUGCCACUUUCAGUCCCCUGGGAUCCUAGCAACCAGGUGUACCUGAGCUACAACAAUGUCUCAGCCCUGAAGACACUUGCAGCCAAGGAUAACUGGGUUCUGUCUGCGGAGAUCAACCAGGUGCGCUUGUACACUCUCGAGGAUGACAAGUUCCUUUCCUUCCACAUGGAGAUGGUGGUGCAGGUGGAUGCCGCCCAGGUCUUCCUACUGCUCUCGGACCUGCGUCGGAGGCCUGAGUGGGACAAGCACUACCGGAGUGUGGAGCUUAUCCAGCAAGUUGACGAGGACGACUCCAUCUACCACGUGGUCAGCCCUGCCCUGAGCAGUGAUGCCAAACCCCAGGACUUUGUGAUCCUGGCCUCUCGAAGGAAGCCUUGUGACUGCGGGGAUGCCUACGUCAUCGCCUUGAGGUCUGUCAUGCUGCCCACACAGCCUGAGACACCGGACUACAGUCGAGGAGAAACCCUUUGCUCGGGUUUCUGCUUCUGGCGUGAGGGGGACCAGAUGACCAAGGUGUCUUACUACAACCAGGCCACCACGGGAUUAGUCAACUACCUGACCACCAACGUGUCCGGCCUCUCUUCAGAGUUCUUCUCCACCUUCAAGGCUUGCGAGCAGUUCCUCCUAAACAAUCGCAACGACUUGGCCCCCAGCCUCCAGACCCUCUAGCACGCCCCCACCCAGGAGACUCCAUCUCGCUCCCCAUGACACUCAGAUGACUUGUGAAUGUAGGCGCAGCCUUUAUUCCACCCCACCUUCCCCACAAAAGCGGAGACCCAGGCAGGGGUCAGUGUCCCCGCAGCUUCGUCAACAGGUCCUUGCGGAGAGCCUGGGGCAGCUUGAAGUAAACCCGAGUCCUGUCCACAUUCCUUGCUGCCUGCAGCGCUGCCCACACUUUUGCAUCGUCUCCUUGCUCGGGGCCCAGAUCCACUGUCACAGUGGCCCGGGGGGAGGCUGCCAGCAGCCUGGCCACUGGGACAGCCCUGCUCCAGCUCAGUGGCCCGGCCUGCAGCUGGAAGGAUAUAGGCUGCCGGAGGCCCCGGCACAACUCCAGCAUGUCUGAUAUCAGCUGCUCUUGGUAGCCAGCGUCCAGCACCUCCUCCGGCCAGCUUGGAGCCACCG